Plodia interpunctella (Indianmeal moth) is the source of this 2204-nucleotide messenger RNA. It is a transcript of the gene Gmppb, whose product is annotated as GDP-mannose pyrophosphorylase B. Lineage: Eukaryota; Metazoa; Arthropoda; Insecta; Lepidoptera; Pyralidae. The transcript is spliced from 6 exons. The record is from RefSeq and is a predicted model, not a curated record. Gene Ontology annotation, molecular function: mannose-1-phosphate guanylyltransferase (GTP) activity; GTP binding. The coding region runs from base 246 to 1355 and encodes 369 amino acids. Gene Ontology annotation, biological process: GDP-mannose biosynthetic process. Gene Ontology annotation, cellular component: cytoplasm.
UCAUUUUGUCAUUUGUAGGUAGGUACAUAGUACUAGGUAUAUAGUUGUUUACAAUUUUUAUUGUCAUUAUAAAUAAUUUCUAUACAAAUACUAUUUUCCUACACGUUAUCAUUCCAAAAGCGUGCGAUCCGUGAAUAAUUUCUGUCCACUAGCGCACAUAUAUCGGUGCCACGUAUGAAGAUAAAGUAACCGAGCGAGUUGUUAGUGUGCUAAAGUUUCUUGGAAGAUUUGCCGAUUUAGUGAAAAUGUGUGGUACAGACAAGAAAUUGGGUGAAAUCCGAGCUCUGAUCCUGGUUGGUGGCUACGGGACUCGGCUAAGACCUCUAACUCUGAGUAGACCCAAGCCUCUGGUUGAGUUUGCAAACAAACCAAUAUUAUUACAUCAGAUAGAAGCGUUAGUCGAAGCCGGAGUUACACAAGUAAUAUUGGCAGUUUCAUACAGGGCAGAGGAUAUGGAAAAAGAAUUAACAGAACAGGUGUCUAAACUUGGAGUGUCUUUAACUUUUUCACAUGAGACUGAACCAUUGGGAACUGCAGGACCUUUGGCACUGGCCCGGGAACUGCUCAGCACUAGCACAGAACCCUUUUUUGUUCUGAACUCUGAUGUAAUAUGUGACUUCCCAUUCAAAGAGCUUGCUAAAUAUCACAAAAGCCAUGGAAAGGAGGGAACAAUAGUUGUCACAAAAGUCGAAGAGCCCUCAAAGUAUGGUGUGGUGUGUUAUAAAGAAGAUGGUGUAAUCGAAAGCUUUGUAGAGAAACCACAAGAGUUUAUUUCCAAUAAGAUUAAUGCAGGAAUGUACAUACUGAACCCAUCUGUGCUAAGCAGAAUAGAGCUGCGACCAACGUCAAUAGAAAAAGAAGUGUUCCCGUUCAUGGCCCGAGAUGGCCAGUUGCAUGCUAUGGAACUUCAAGGAUUUUGGAUGGAUAUAGGACAACCCAAAGACUUUCUCACAGGAAUGUGCCUAUAUCUCACUAGUUUAAGGCAGAAAAAUUCAAAUAAACUUUACGAUGGCACCGGCGUCGUCGGCAAUGUCCUGAUUGACCCCACCGCUACUAUUGGGAAAGGGUGCCGAAUAGGACCCAAUGUGACUAUUGGACCGGAUGUUAUUGUUGAAGAUGGUGCCUGCAUAAAACGAAGUACAAUUCUCCGAGGAGCUUGCGUGAGACAACACGCAUGGCUGGACGGCUGCAUCGUCGGCUGGCGGUCCGUGGUGGGCCGCUGGGUCCGAAUGGAGAACUGCACCGUGUUGGGGGAAGAUGUCAUUGUCAAAGAUGAGUUAUACGUAAACGGGGGCCAAGUCUUGCCGCACAAAUCUAUUGCAUUAUCUGUGCCGGAACCGCAGAUUAUUAUGUAAAGACUGUCUUAUGUGUAAACAGUGCCAUAUGCACAUUAACUUAAGAACGAUUUUAGAUUUAUUAUUUAAAUGCGUGUUUGUAGACGUAAUGUAACAAAGUCAUGAAGUGCAAUUAAAAAUAUUAAUUUUCCUGAUUAUUUUCUCUAUAAAUAAAUGUUUCCUUCUAAAUAUUACAACUGUGUGGCAUUUUCAUUAAUUAAUUAAUUUUUUGGCCAAACUGCCACAUUUAUUAUCACAAGAUAAUUUUUUUUUCGAAAUAGGUAGACAGGAAGAAAUAUUUUCCAUAGUCAAAGCACACAAAUUUAUAAAUUGUCCAGUUUAAGAUGACCGUUACUUAAGUUAAUUUUAAAAAAGCAAAUAUUUACUAUUAUCACAGAAACUCAAACUUCUGUGACUAUCAUAUUUUAUUGUAAUAACUUCUUCGUUUCUACUAAGUUAAGUAUUUUAUUUACAUAAUAGAUUAAUUCGAUUUCAAAUUAUUUACGCAUAUGUUAAUUUUUUUUUUUUAAUGAAAAUAAAUCUACAUUUAGUACCUAUGUCAAACCAAAUUGCACAGAUCACAUCACAAUACAUAAGAGUUGAAUCUGUUUGUUCAUUUAUUUCGUUAGUUGAUAGACUCGGGGCUUAAUCAGAAGAUAUACAGAUAACCAAAUUUAUAUUCGAGUUAUUAAUAGGUCAUUUUAGUUUCUAAAUAUAGACAUAAUAUGUUGAAUGUGAAAUGUAAACAUUCCCUUACAAGGCAAUUCUUAUAAAGAUGACUCUUCUUUGUAUUAUCACUUAUUUACACCAAAUUUAUUAGAAUAAUGUUUUUAUUUUAAUAUGAGAAUACAAAAUAAAUAACAUUCUGGA